AUGUCCUUCAUUAAUCGUGAAGAGACCAAAGAGGCCCUUGAGUACAUCCGAAAAGAGUCGCUCGAUAUCUAUAAUCGGCUUCAUUCCAUUGAAGAGGACAUCAAAUUCGUCCACCUUGUGCAUGAAGCAUCUGUGACUUAUAAGCGUUUUCCUUCCAUAGCUAAUUUGAGAUGCGGCGCGUGGUAUACCGAUCCGGAGAUCGCGUACGAUUCGCCGGCGUACUUCAAGUCCACCGAUGGCCAUUUCAAUAACUGGAGCUUCAACUUACGGCGAGCGAACUUGCAGUUACUAAAGCUAGUUGCUGAGCAUGAAGGAAUUGCUCUGGUAGAUUCCACGCGAUCUGGAAAGCGGAUGCCAGAUGCGCUUUCGAAGACCAUACCUAUCUGGUGCGCUGUCAUCAACCGUGCGAUGAAGAUUCGAUACCCCGAGUUACCAGAUUCAUGGGAUGUCAAGCUUUACACUCCUCCUCAUGUCGUGAGCACUCAAGAGCAUCGUGCCAUUGAACUACGGCUGGACGAAUGGUCCAUUUCUUUAGCCAAUUCAUCCUACGAACUGCCCAAACUUCCAAACCCUCUGCGUCCGAUGUGGAUUACUCCUUCCGCAUCAUCGUUCCCAUCCUUACCAUCGCCGGGAUCAGGAAGGUUCUGUCCUGUAAUCUGUAUUUCGGCAUCUAAGCAGAUCGGUGAUGCGAUUGAACGACGGGGCGGCGGGUUCUCAUACGUUCAAGGCUCUGGCGACGAUCAUGAGCUGUGGGGAAUGGGUCUGACGCCAGCCAUAUUUUGGCGGCAUCGCAAAGAAUUGUUGCAUACACCUCGCUCUCAUUUAUCAGGCCUUGUGGAAUCGCUCGUGAUGAAUCCGUCUCCAACCGAGUCGAACAAGUCGCCCCCCACUGCCAUAUCCCACCUCCGUGGACGCAUAUUGAUAUGUGCUCUCGCCGAUCUGCAGUCUCAACCGAGUGGAGGAAUUGAUCAGGAAGACAACAUGUCUUACCUACUUGUUACUGCCGACUCGAAAGCCCAAGACAUCGAGGCUCAACCAGCGCAACCAAGUGAUGGAGGAGGGGUCUUGCAUCUCCAUGUCGCUAGUGGGAAAAGGGGACAAUACCAGUUCCUUAAAGAUAUCUUGCCUCGUGCUAUGGGCUUCGUGGGACGCGAACUCAAGCAGGGACGCAAAGUAUGCAUCGCUUGCGAGACGGGCAAAGAUAUUAGUGUCGGAAUAGCUUUGGCAGCUUCGCAGAAGUACUUCGAUGACGAUGGCACACCCAUCUUCGAGGGGUCAAAUGGUAACGCUCGCUGGAUCCCAAUGUCCACGUGUAACUGA
Pleurotus ostreatus (oyster mushroom) is the source of this 1320-nucleotide messenger RNA. RefSeq lists its product as uncharacterized. Gene Ontology annotation, molecular function: tRNA adenosine(64)-2'-O-ribosylphosphate transferase activity. The transcript is spliced from 6 exons. Lineage: Eukaryota; Fungi; Basidiomycota; Agaricomycetes; Agaricales; Pleurotaceae. The record is from RefSeq and is a predicted model, not a curated record. Gene Ontology annotation, biological process: charged-tRNA amino acid modification. Gene Ontology annotation, cellular component: cytoplasm. The coding region runs from base 1 to 1320 and encodes 439 amino acids.